AUGCUGCCCGGUGAGGGGAACAACUUCCUGUGCAACCGCUUCCUGUACAGUUCCAGGCGACAGAACCACUCGUUAUAUCUUGUGAUGGGUCUGCACGUGUCGAUCGUGAUCGUGAUCAAUGCUGGUUUUUGUGGGCCCACCAUCGUUGACCCUGAUGACCCACAUUUCAUCAGGGCCUCCCGUCUUCGAACAUUGUUGUGGGGAUAUAUGUAUUGUUAUUUACUGCAUCUUGGGUUCAUGCUCGUGUUCGCCUCCAUCGUUAUCAUCUGCACCAUGCGCCUUCGUCGUAUUCACUUCUACGACAGAUGUCGCAGGCCAUGA
Prorocentrum cordatum is the source of this 321-nucleotide messenger RNA. NCBI's taxonomy places the organism in Eukaryota, Dinophyceae, Prorocentrales, Prorocentraceae. The record is from the annotation of a GenBank genome assembly.